GUAACGAACCUGGACGUUUCUGUGACUAUGGCGGGGCAGCUUAGAGCCACCAGUGAAUUUGGGCGCAGGGCCCCCAGGGGCUUCCUAACACCCUGGACUGGCCCAGGCCCCUACAACUGCCCAGGCCCAUAUCGGGAGCUUCACUGUGCCCCAAACGAUGCCGGCUCUCCCAAACCCAAGAGGAGACGGGAGGGCCCGGGGUGGGGAGACGAGGCCUGGGGCGUCAUGCAGCCGGACCUAGCCUCAUGGUGCUGGGAGGCUGGGAUAGCCAGCCUCGGGCCCCCAGACCUGGCCGCGGGGAGGCCGAGGGGCAGACCUGCGGGUCCUCCAGGCCCAGGCCUCCGAGUUAGUUCCGUGAUGGGAUCAGCGCCAGUACUGUGGACACCAGCUUGUCAAAGGAAACCCCUGGAGUGGGCAUAUCAAAGUUCCCUGGAGAAAAGGCAAGAACCCAGGGGUUCCCUGAAGCAGAAGGAAGAAAAGGAAAUUCAUUCCAUAGUCCAUGUAGACACAAAGAAAACUCCUGGGAAUUUCUUGAUGGAGAAAGAAGCUUGGUUUUUCCUAAGUGAAGAAGAGGAAACAGCAUCCCUGGGUUUUUUGGAAGUAGAAGAGAGGGAACUUGUGACCAAGAAAGAAAGAGAUUGGAGUUCUCAGCAGAAGCUUAGAGAAGAUUAUAUGUCACUCCACUUCCCCAGUAUUCCUAGGAAAGAAGAUGAAGUUCUUUCUGCAUACCCUAAGUUAGAUUGCUUCCCAAAGAAUGAAGCAGAGUCCAAAUCCAUUGACAUGGAUGUGCAGGAAAAUCAUACUAAGAAGCAUUCACCAUUUGCUCUGGCUUCACCUGUAAAUUCUGCUAGGAUGAAAAGAAUUAUAAAGACCUGGCCACACUGGUGUGGCAUUCCCUUUGAAGCAGAUAUGGUUAUGGGGGCACUUUCCAUGUACCCAGAGAAUCCACCGUGGCCAGCAUCUGUGGAAUUUCUAGAUAAUCCUCACACCUCUCCACUUGAUCUCUAUGGGAACCAGAGUAUGCUCAAGAAGAAUAAGUGGCCUCAUUUCAUCAGUGGCCCUAAGACCUCUGGGCACCUACAUCCUAGAUGCUGCCAAGGUGCUUGAAGAUUUGGAUUAAAAAGGACCUUUUGGUCCCACAGCCUCCUUUCCUCUGUCUCAUGCCAUGUGACAUUUAUUGCAAUGUUAGUAAAUUUUAUUGAUUUUUUUUUACCCAAGACAAAACUGUUUGGGUUUUUUUGGACCUGUUGCAUCAGCCUUUUAGCACUUGAGCACUGUUGUAGAGUUCUCAUCUACAUCUUCCAUUUUUCUGGUUCCAAUUUAGUUGUUUUUUUUUUUUUCUGUAUGUGCUUGAAACCUAUCAGACAGUCCAUUCAGCUGUCAAGCAUAAACUGUAUUCUAUCGAAGAGCAUUUUCAAAAUUGUGAUUGUGGAUCUAGGAUUAUAUGCCUACUCAUCUUUCAGAAGUCUUUGAGAUGCCAGGUGUGUGCGUGUAUCAGAAACAUGGUGAGCUCCUCUCCUGGGAACCGGACACCAAGCAUUCCUAAAUCAACUGCUGCCAUUGCCUGAAGAUAGGGAAAAAUCCUUUGUCAAGACUUGUCUCUGGUCACCUUCCAGGGAAGCACCUCCUGCUUCUUGUCCAGCUUAGCCUGGAAGAAAAGAAUUUGCUUUAGUGACAUCACCAAAAUCCAGGGCCUGGCUACAUAGAAGUAAACAAGAUAAUGCUUUGCCAUCCUAGUCCCUAACCUCCCAACUAUAACUUAGUAGAGGGACUUAUUUGAUCUUACGUACCCCAGAGGCAAAUAUAAAUUUCCUUUUUACUUCUUUGUUUUCCUCUCAGGAGAAAGGCAUCUUUGGUGCCCCUGCUGUAUUUAUCUUAUGUUAUAAUAACACAGACUAAAUGAGAUAAUGUGCUUCGCAAACCUUAGAGUUUAUAUAAAUAUCAGCUGUUAUUGCC
Trichosurus vulpecula (common brushtail) is the source of this 1956-nucleotide messenger RNA. RefSeq lists its product as uncharacterized. The transcript has 2 exons. NCBI's taxonomy places the organism in Eukaryota, Metazoa, Chordata, Mammalia, Diprotodontia, Phalangeridae. The record is from RefSeq and is a predicted model, not a curated record. The coding region runs from base 28 to 1107 and encodes 359 amino acids.